Knipowitschia caucasica is the source of this 609-nucleotide messenger RNA. Lineage: Eukaryota; Metazoa; Chordata; Actinopteri; Gobiiformes; Gobiidae. The record is from the annotation of a GenBank genome assembly.
AUGGCGCCAAAGAAAGUCGAACCAAAAAAGCCGGAGCCGAAGAAACCAGAGGCGAAGAAGGAAGCCACACCACCAGCCAAGCCCGCCCCUCCUCCCGAGCCAGAGCCGGUAGCCCCCAAAGAACCGGACUUCGACCCGAAAAGCAUCACCAUAGAGUACUCCUCGGACCAGAUCGAGGAGUUCAAAGAGGCGUUUACGUUGUUCGAUCGCACGCCGACCGGGGAGAUGAAGAUCACCUACGCGCAGUGCGGGGACGUGAUGCGGGCGCUGGGACAGAACCCGACCAACGCCGACGUCUUGAAGGUGUUGGGGAAGCCGCAGCCGGAGGACAUGAGCACAAAAAUGGUAGACUUUGAGACCUUCCUGCCCAUGCUGCAGCACAUCUCCCGAGCGAAAGACCAGGGGAACUUCGAGGACUUCGUGGAGGGCCUUAGAGUGUUUGACAAGGAGGGCAACGGGAGCAUCAUGGGGGCCGAGCUGAGGCACGUCCUGGCCACGCUGGGGGAGAGGAUGACGGAGGACGAGGUGGACAGGCUGAUGGCGGGGCAGGAGGACGCCAACGGCUGCAUUAACUACGCCUCUUUUGUUAAACACAUUCUCUCCGGUUAG